Molecule: messenger RNA, 1205 nt
Organism: Paramuricea clavata
Lineage: Eukaryota; Metazoa; Cnidaria; Anthozoa; Malacalcyonacea; Plexauridae
Source: the annotation of a GenBank genome assembly
AUGGAACAUCAAAUGGUCAAAAACGAAGCAGGGAACUGGGAGGCGCCACUUCCGUCUAAAGUCCGUUCCCGAUCGCGAGGGAGCCGUCGACCUGUUACGCAGAACCAAAACCAUGUUAGCCGACGCCAAUCUGCGCCUCCACAAAAUCGCGUCCAACGACCCUACGGUAACACAGGCAUUUCCCGUCGAAGACCGAGCUUCCGACCUACGCAAUCUGGACCUUCACCGCGACGUAGUACCGACUCAGCGCUCGUUGGGUGUAUUUUGGGACCUACAAACAGACGCCUUUACCUUUCAGGUCGUCGACGGAGCCAAACCCUUUACAAGACGUGCGUUCUCUCCGUCACCAACAGCCUUUACGAUCCUCUCGGAAUCGCUGCCCCGGUCGUCAUCAAAGCCAAAAUCCUGCUGCGAGCUAUGACAACGAGCCUGAAACGCCACCCACUUGACGACUGGGACCAACCACGCUACCUGAGCAACAUAAAGCAUCCUGGGAAGCUUGGUGCAAAUCCCUCUCAGACCUAACCGAAGUCAAAGUCCCACGUACCUACGCAAGCGUGUCACUGUCCGAAGCAAGCCGUAUAGAAAUCCACACAUUUUGCGACGCCUCCACCGAAGCCAUUGCUGCUGUCUCAUACAUCAAAGUCGUCCCGAAAGACGGUCAAGCCCAAGUAUCUUUCGUGUUCGGGAAAGCUAAGCUGGCUCCACCCCAUGCCAGAACAAUCCCCCGUUUAGAGCUUUGUGCUGCAGUGCUCGGCGUAGAAAUUACGGAGCUGGUUAUAGAAGAGUUAGCAGUAAAACCACACUCCGUAGCCUAUUACACGGACAGUAAAGUUACACUAGGAUACAUUCUUAACGAAACGCGGCGGUUCUAUGUGUACGUCAGCAACCGCGUACAAAGAAUACGAAGGUCGUCGUCGCCAGAUCAGUGGAGAUACGUGGCAACUGACAUCAACCCAGCAGAUCUAGCUACUCGAUCGGUGAAAGCCUGCGACCUCAAAGACUCGUCUUGGUUGGCCGGCUCGAAGUUCCUCCAAAGCACAAGUUCCCUCGACGUUCCACCGGAGACCGAGACCUUCCUACCCCACAAGAAGACCCAGAACUUCGUCCCGAAUUCACAACCCUCGCCACGAACGCAAAGCCCGGAGUUCAGAAAAACCUUGGAACUGAUCGCUUCCUACGCUUCUCGCGGUGGGCAAACUUAG